Molecule: messenger RNA, 2077 nt
Organism: Lineus longissimus
Lineage: Eukaryota; Metazoa; Nemertea; Pilidiophora; Heteronemertea; Lineidae
Exons: 7
Coding region: 378-695 (105 amino acids)
Source: RefSeq, a predicted model, not a curated record
UGACUCUUCUACAAUGUCAGUACGAUUGGAUCAGUUGACGAGGCUGCUUUUGCAAUGCCUUAUCUAAUAACAGCCAAUAACCAUCUGGUACCACUUUCGAUAAAAUAUAUAUGGUAACACGAGUCAAUUCGAAAUACCGAGCUGGUAUAUAAUCGCCAUAAUUGUCCAUAAUGUGCCGCUAUAGGUCCAGCCAAUGUAGGUUAUGUACCUUUAAGCAAUAUUGAAAAAUGAUGUGCAUGUUUUGAUGGGAAUUUCCUGACAUUGUAGUCGACUGCGAACAACAGACACCUGUUGGUGGAUUUUACAUUUUGAUUGCGUGCAGAUCACACAGACGUAACUGAAGCAAUUCAUAACAUAAGGAUUAACUACCUGACAAAAUGGCCGGAGAAAAGUUAGAAGUGGUAGAAGUGGACGGAUUUGAAAUUCGUUUAGAGCCCCAUCAAGUAGCCUACUCCAUAGCUUGCUGGGCUGGUGGUUUUAUGCUCAUUGUUAUUAUCGUACUUGUCAUUAUUCUCUUUCAAAGGUUGAUCAAGAGACGGAACGACAAAAAGAACAAAACAGAAAUCGAUAUCGAAGAAAUUGACACGGGAAUCAGAUCCAACACGUCCACUGGUACAGACCCUAACACUAAUUUUAUCAUUAGUAAAAAUGAGAAAUCACAAGAGGCAUUGAAACGUAAUAAGACAGACGUGUGAUGACAUCCCUAUGGCGGCAUACGGUGGACCACCCCCACAGCAGCAAACACAAUUCUUCGAUGCGCGGACUGUGAAUUUCUAAGAAUUCAUGCUCUUCCGAAUAGUUACGCCGAUGAAUGGAGACAACUACUUUAAAUCGAUGGAAGGAGUGUCAAUAUAAAAAAAUCGUAAACAUUUAGAAUACAUUUAGUUACCUUUUUGAUUUGAACUUUAUGUUGUCAGUAUGAAUCAGGGAUGCGUUGCGGUUUAAGGAAUAAGUCCACGCUGGCGGUCCUUUGUCUAAAGGAAACCGAGGUACCAGCCAAGGGUUUCGGGCGUAUUCAGGUGAUCUUCAGAUGUUUUGAAUAGACAACCAAGGACCUACAUGUAUCCAUUUCUGUUCUAAGAGCUUAUAGAAAACAUUUGGUAACUUAAACCUAAGUGGUCCUUGGUCUGCUUCCAUUAUCAGUGGUAUCAUGUGAUGACCAACUACAUGUAUACAAAUCUCCUUCUUUAAGUUCGGGCAAGCUAGUUGUAAAAACCAUGGUCAUAGAUCAUAAUGACUAUUGAGAGAUUUUAAUUUUUGUAAAUACGUAUUAUCUUUAUUCUUGUACAGAUGUCAUUGUUUAAUAUUUGUCUAUGCACAGAAAAUCUCACGUUCGGUGGUAUAUUUUGUCUUUCAUUUUCUGUCAUCAGGUAUUACAAUGUAUGUCUUGACGGCUAUUUUUAAUUCAUUGUUUUGAAUCCAAGCCAAUUCCAAAGGACAGAUGUCGAUUGGUGCAUGUGAUCUACCACUUGUUCUAGUGCACACUGGCGAACAUGUUGCUGUUUAGUCAUGUACAACUGUAAAUGAGGUCGGGCCUCGGCUUGUGAAUGGAUAGUGCAUACCUUAAACACGCUGCUGUGCAACGUGUACAUCGGUUGCCGGAUAUGAGUUGCCUCUAAAAAAACAUUGACUGAAAUAGUUCAUGUUGAUUCUGUUGACAUAUAGAAGGGAAUACUCGCGUGUAUCGAAAUGGCAAUCUCUAUAUAUACAAGUUAGGGUAGCGUCUGCCGACCAAGGCCAUUUUUAUUUUACGCCAAAGACGCUCCACCAACACGCCUACUCGUAUGAGCCUUCACAGAAUCCACAGACUUAAAAAAAACAUGCCGGAAGAAAACUAUAAGACCUUUCUCCAUAUAAGCUCCAUAUUAGUAGAUUUUAUAGUACCGCGGGCCAUUGUAUCUAUCUCUCGAUACAAUGUUUUUCCUUUGAGCCAGUUUUGGUAUCUAUACAGCUGUAUAAGAAACCUCGCAAUCCUAGUAAAUAGAAGGUGUUGGCAAACGCACUGUACCCGAUACAACUAAAUGUAAAUUGUCUUGAUUUCUAUUUUUAUAAUGUAAAUAAAUCUAUGAACUGUUUA